AUGAAUAUGGAUACAGUUGCUACUAAUGUAGCAAAUAAAGCAACAAUUAUCAGUAAAAAGAUAUCAACUGCAGGAGCCUGGGCUGGACAACAAUUUAGUAAAGCUGCAAAUUAUAUUAGAACACAAUCAUUAGCUAUUAAUGAUGAAGAUAAUUCUGCAUUGAAUGACGGAAGUCAAAACUCUAAACAAGUUCAAGCAUCAGACAAUUAUUUUUUUGAACAAUUCUCACCCAUACAACUUACUAAUGAAGAUAGUAAAAAUGUAGAUGAACAAUAUACUAUCUCAAAAAUAACAAUUAAUGAAAAUGAAAAACAUAUGCAUGAAUUAUAUGUUGAAGCUAUGUAUACAAUUCAACACAAAAUUGGUAAUCAAGGUGAUUUGACACAAAGUCAAUUAGCUAAAUAUGUUCAAUCAGCAUUUGAGGUUGAUGAAAAAUUACACAAAUCAUUAAUUGCAAGAGCUUCAAGACAAAAAGCACCUAUUGUUUUAUUGAAUGUUCAAUUAAUUGAAGGAAAAGAUCUUAUUGCUAAAGAUAUUAAUGGUUUUAGUGAUCCUUUUUGUAUGAUGGGUAUUGUUCCUGGAGAAAAAAAAACUUUUAAACCUAUUCUUAAUCCUGAAGAUAUUGAAGUAACACCAUGGGACUUUGAAGAUAUUCCUGAUGAUUCUGGUUUAGUACAAAAAGUUGGUAAACCAACAUCACCAACCUCUCCAAAUGAUAAUAAUAAAAAACAUCGACUCUCAAGAAUUGGUGGAUCAUUUAGAAGAAAAUUAGUUGGUAAAAAAAAUCAAAAAAUUGAUGAUUAUGAGACAACAAAUAUUCCAGCUAAAAUUAUUAAAGCAUCAUCUGUUCAAAAAAUGACAUUAAAUCCUAAGUGGAAUGAAAAAUUUCAAUUUAUUGUUGAUGAUAUUCAUUGUGAUAAAUUUCAUUUAGAUAUAUGGGAUCAUGAUGAUGAUGAAAGAUCUGUUAUUGAUGCAGUAACAUCUCUUAAUGAAAUAAGUGGUCUUAAAGGUCUUGGUAGAUAUUUUAAAGAAGUUACACAAAGUGCACGAGCACAAAGUAAUGAAUCAGUUGAUGAUUUUUUAGGAUGUGUUAAUAUAAGUUUAUCAGAAAUACCACCAGAUGGUAUUGAAAAAUGGUUUGAAUUAGAAAGAAGAUCAGAAAAAUCUGAAGUUUCUGGUUCAAUAAAACUUAAAUUAUGGUUAAGUACAAAAGAAGAAAGAGUUAAUCAAAGUGAUGAUGAAACUAUUGAUGUUAAACAACAUGUACAAUUAAUAAGACAAUUUGCAUUACAUGAAAUAAGAUGUUCACAAAAACCAGUUAAUGCAUUUGAUGGAUUAUUACCAGAUCCUGCAAAAGCUAUACUUUAUCAACAUGCUAUACAAGGUGAUUUAACAAUUACUCAUCAAUUAAUGUGUCAAUGGCUUGCCUAUUGUGCAAUGAUUAAUAUUGGAAUAAAUUUUCAUUUACUUUUUGGUAUAGCAAAUAAAUUAAUUGAUAAAUGGAGUCCAUUAGAUUUAGAUAAAGAUGAAGAAAAUAUGUUAGCAUGUUCAUUUAAUGAUUUUGAUGAAUUUGUCAAAACAUACCUUAUUAAUCAUUUAAAAAAUGUUAAUGUUCUUAAGAAAUCACAAGUUGAUCGUUUUGAUAAUAUUUUAAAAACAUAUGUUAAAAUAAAAGAUAGCCAUUUAUAUGAAAGAUGUGUACCAUUUGGACCAAGUAAAGAUACAUUUUUAAUUGAAUGUUUAAUAAAAGGAUCAAAAGAUUAUUUUAAAUGGUAUUUUGAGUUAUCUAAAGAAGAAACUAAUAGUUGUAAAACAUUAUUAAAACUUAUUGUUCAUCUUAUUAAGGGUUGCCAAAAAAUGAAAUAUCUUGAAGGAUAUUUUAAAUCAAAUAGUGAUAUUGAUUAUGUUAUGAUUUUAUAUUCAAAUUGGAGUGUAAUGCUUGAUGAGUAUAUGGCUAUUGAACAAACCAAUGAAUCAAAAAGUUCAUUAAAACAAUUAUUUAAUAAUGCUCAUGAUGGUGAAGAAAUUGUUAUUUUAAGUAUAAUGCAUUUACAUUGUUUAAUUAGAGAUUUUGACUCAUACAAACCAAUAUCAUAUAAGCCAAAAAUGAUGCGUUCUGAUUGGAGGUAUCAAUUUGAUAGAGUUGUUGCAAAAUGGAUUGAUAUAUCAAGAAUAAAGGCAUUUAGUAGAGUUGAUUUAUCAUGUAAACUUGAUUCUAGUCUUCAAUUAACAUCAAAUGAACUUAAAUAUACUAGUAGUUAUGUUGACAUUUGCCAUAUAAUUGAUCAAUUAGCAAAUAUUUGGGAAAAAUUAUAUGUUUAUGAUAUUAAUUUACGUGCUGAUUUAUUAGUUAAAUUAGUACAAUUUAUAUGCAAAUUAGCUGAAUAUUAUAUUGAUAAAAUAAUGGGACAAUUAGCACAAGAUGGAUUUUGUGGUGAUCUUCAAUUUUAUUUACCACCAGCAUUAGUUUCUAUUUUUUGUGCAACAAUUAAUAAUGCUGAACAAGUUAGAAGAAGUUUAGUAAUACAUGAUAAACUUCAAUUAGAAGAAUUUGGAGAAAAAUAUGAGAAAAAAACUAAAAAACCAGCUAAAUUUAGAGAACAAAUUGAGAAUGAUUUAGAUGUUUGUGAUAGAUAUAUAGCAGAACAAAUUGAAAGUACAAUUAUUAGAUUUGUUGUAAGAUGUACUGAUCAAAUGAAAAAACAUGUAUUUCAUCUAGCUUGGAGUCCAACAGCUUGUCCAGUUGAUGUUAGUUUAAAACCAAUGACUGAUUUAUUAGAUGCUGAGUUAUCAUCAAUUCAUAAACAUUUAUUACAUAAAAAUUUUCUAAGAGUUAUGCAUGCACAAAUUGGUGUACUUAUACAAUUAUUUGAUGAAUGUAUUAAUGAAAAUAUUGGUUUUGAACCAAUUUUUUAUCAAAGAUUAUACGAUGCAUGGGGAGUAUUAACGGAUUAUUUUCAUGCUGAUGGUAAAGGUUUAUCUUUAGAGGCAUUUGAUGGAAUGGCAGGGCAUAGAAAAAUAAUUUCAACACUUUCAUUAAAUAAAACACCAACAAUUAAAAUAAUUGAAAAAUAUUAUUCAUCUUUAUUAAAAAAACAGACUGAUGCACAGGAAUGCAAAUAUGGUAUAUUAAAUGUACGUGCUUAUUAUAAUCAAAAAUUACAAACACUUGUUGUUGAUGUUAUUGGUGCUAAACAAAUAAUACCACUUGAUUCAAAUGGUCUCAGUGAUCCUUUUGUUGUUGUAGAACUAGUACCACAUUUUCGUUUUCCAACUCAAGCACCAACAAAAACAAAAGUUGUUAGUAAAAGUUUAAAUCCAAUUUUUAAUGAAACAUUUGAAUUUCCAAUACAGGGAAAUCAACCACCUUGUGCUAUGAUACAUUUUAUAGUUAUGGAUCAUGAUUUUUUACGAUCAAAUGAUUUUGCUGGUGAGGCAUUUUUAGAAUUAAGUGAAGUACCUGGAUUUGGAAAUACACAAGUUAGUAGUACAUUAAGACAAUUCAAUUUAAUACUUAUACAUCCAACAAAUAAAUUUCAAGAUGCUUUGUCUGUAUUAGAAAGCCGCAAAGAUGAUAAAGAAGCUAUAGACUUUCUUAAAUCACUAAGUAUAAGCUAUUAA
Molecule: messenger RNA, 3621 nt
Organism: Strongyloides ratti
Lineage: Eukaryota; Metazoa; Nematoda; Chromadorea; Rhabditida; Strongyloididae
Product: C2 domain and Munc13 homology 1 domain and Mammalian uncoordinated homology 13, domain 2 and Mammalian uncoordinated homology 13, subgroup, domain 2-containing protein
Exons: 5
Coding region: 1-3621 (1206 amino acids)
Source: RefSeq, a predicted model, not a curated record